AUGUGUCCAUAUGUGUCAGACUUCUACACUACAGUUCAGACUAAUAUACUACAGUUCAGACUACUAUACUACAGUUCAGACUACUACAGUUCAGACUACUAUACUACAUUUCAGACUACUAUACUACAGUUCAGACUACUACACUACAGUUCAGACUACUAUACUACAGUUCAGACUACUAUACUACAUUUCAGACUACUACACUACAGUUCAGACUACUACACUACAGUUCAGACUACUAUACUACAGUUCAGACUACUAUACUACAGUUCAGACUACUAUACUACAGUUCAGACUACUACACUACAGUUCAGACUACUACACUACAGUUCAGACUACUAUACUACAGUUCAGACUACUAUACUACAGUUCAGACUACUACACUACAGUUCAGACUACUACACUACAGUUCAGACUACUAUACUACAGUUCAGACUACUACACUACAGUUCAGAUGACUAUACUACAGUUCAGACUACUACACUACAGUUCAGACUACUACACUACAGUUCAGACUACUACAGUUCAGACUACUACAGUUCAGACUACUAUACUACAGUUCAGACUACUAUACUACAGUUCAGACUACUAUACUACAGUUCAGACUACUAUACUACAGUUCAGACUACUAUACUACAGUUCAGACUACUACACUACAGUUCAGAUGACUAUACUACAGUUCAGACUACUACAGUUCAGACUACUAUACUACAGUUCAGACUACUACACUACAGUUCAGACUACUACACUACAGUUCAGACUACUACAGUUCAGACUACUAUACUACAGUUCAGACUACUAUACUACAGUUCAGACUACGAUACUACAGUUCAGACUACUAUACUACAGUUCAGACUACUACACUACAGUUCAGACUACUACACUACAGUUCAGACUACUAUACUACAGUUCAGACUACUAUACUACAGUUCAGACUACUACACUACAGUUCAGACUACUAUACUACAGUUCAGACUACUACACUACAGUUCAGACUACUACACUACAGUUCAGACUACUACACUACAGUUCAGACUACUACACUACAGUUCAGACUACUAUACUACAGUUCAGACUACUAUACUACAGUUCAGACUACUAUACUACAGUUCAGACUACUAUACUACAGUUCAGACUACUAUACUACAGUUCAGGGUGUUACGUAUAGUAGCGGUAGAAGCAGUAGUUGUGUAUGUUUCAGUCGCAGUAGAAUUGUGAAACUUUCACCAAGGCACUUCUGUACAGAAACAAUGUAAAAACACCUACCAUACACUAAGUCCAGAAUACAUACAGAACUAGUAUUAUCAAAAGCUAUUUAUAUUAUUUUAUUAUUUGUACAUGUAUUUAUUAUUCGUAGUACUAAAUGACAAUCAUGAAGGGAGUCACUAGUUUAUCGAAGAGGACUUUACAUUUAUUUUGUAAAAUAUGUAAGAAAUGUUCAACAUGUUUAUUUUGUAUUCAUUUAAACAUUUGCUCCCAGGGCAAAUAAUAGUCACACUCCAAAAUAAUAGUUUAUGUAAGAAAGUGUUUUUUUUUUAAACAAUUUCUAAUUUAAAUGAAGUCUUUAAAACUGUGAAACCUGUUUUUUGGAAAUAUAUCUGGAUGUACAGUGUAUAGACUUACCUUAAUGCAGCAGCAGCACAGUAGAAUAUUGUUCAGAAUAUCCCGUUUUACAUUUCUAUUGAGGAAGUGGCUUGUAAUGUGCUAACCUUUAGCUGGUAUUACCUACUCUAGAGUUGUGUGACUCUAAUCAUAUCUAUUAUCCCAAUAUCUACAAUAUCAAUCCCCAGUUUGUUGUUUUCCACUGUUAUUGGUUUUGUUUUGAUGCAGAGAUAUUGCUGUUCUAGAUCCCAAAAAGCGUAGAAGCGGAUUGAUUCAUGUCACUGUGAAGAGGCUCGUUCAGUACUGGAUGUCAUAAUGUACCAAAUCACUAUUAUUGAUUUAAUAAUAAUAAUAACAACAAGGAAGGAAUAACAAUGAUUCUUACACACUGAAAAGAGACUCUUCUGAGAAACUUAAAUCAAUAAAAAGUAAUUGUUU
This is a messenger RNA of Oncorhynchus keta (chum salmon), 2040 nucleotides long. RefSeq lists its product as uncharacterized. The record is from RefSeq and is a predicted model, not a curated record. The transcript is spliced from 2 exons. The coding region runs from base 1 to 1218 and encodes 405 amino acids. Lineage: Eukaryota; Metazoa; Chordata; Actinopteri; Salmoniformes; Salmonidae.